Amorphotheca resinae ATCC 22711 is the source of this 684-nucleotide messenger RNA. RefSeq lists its product as hypothetical. NCBI's taxonomy places the organism in Eukaryota, Fungi, Ascomycota, Leotiomycetes, Helotiales, Amorphothecaceae. The record is from RefSeq and is a predicted model, not a curated record. Gene Ontology annotation, biological process: protein transport; endosome transport via multivesicular body sorting pathway; late endosome to vacuole transport. Bases 1 to 684 code for a protein of 227 amino acids. The transcript is spliced from 2 exons. Gene Ontology annotation, cellular component: ESCRT III complex; multivesicular body.
AUGGAGUCUAUCAAAGCCGUCUUCUGGAAGCCUGAUCCGCAGGCGCAGGUCCGGAAAUGCAAUCAGCUCAUACGACAGAAUACCCGCAAGCUGGAUCGCGAUAUCGCGAACCUGAAAGCCGUGGAGAACAAGACCAAGAGCCUCAUAAUAGCAGCCAACCGCCGCGCGCAGCGGAAUCCUGCCCAGGCCAAACAGGCCGCGCAAGAGACCCGGAUUUUUGCCCGCGAGCUUAUCCGCACACGGAAAACCACACAGAGACUCAUCACCUCGAAGGCGCAACUGAAUAGCGUUGCGAUGCAGGUCACCGAGGCCUUUGCGGUGAGGAAGAUCGAGGGGAGCAUUCGGGCGAGUGUGGGCAUCAUGAAGGAUAUCAAUAGUCUUGUACGGCUACCGCAACUGAUGGGCACAAUGCAAGAAUUGAGUCAAGAGUUAGUCAAGGCGGGUAUAAUAGAAGAGAUGGUCGGGGACAGCAUGCCAGACCAGUUGGAGGAGGACGACGAGGAGGCCGAAUCGGAGGUCGAUAAGGUCCUUGGGGAGAUCUUGCAGGACAAGAUGGGCAAGGUCGGGGCUACGCCUGUCACUUCUACACCCGUACAGGAACCCGGCCUGGAGGACGAAAACGACGAGGAGGCAGAGGCAAUGUUAGAUCAGAUGCGGGGUCGCUUAGAGGCUCUGAAGAGUUGA